AUGAGAAAGCAGGAAAGAAAGGGCAGCUGGUCCCUAAUGAAAGUCUUCCUAGUUUGUCUGUUGGCCUGCGUUAUCACCACCGCAAUAGGAGUGCUGGCCCUGUCCUUGGUCUACGUGAACCACGCUCCCUUUAUGAAAGAGACGGAUGUUAAAGAUGAUGGUGCGUCUUCCCCCAAACCAGAUGAAAAAAGUGUGGAUAUCAAAUUCCAGUUCCUGAAUCACCUGGGGAAAUCAAAGGUACAUCAGUAUCCAGGUGGUGAAAUUCAGUGGGCAAGAUUCAGGAAUGAUGUAAAAGAAUACCAAAGUGAUGAAGAAAUGGAAUUUGGAAAAAGCAUCAAUAACCAUCGCUCUAAAAUGACUUUUGGAACCUUACGGAUUAAGAGCAAAGGGCUUCGUGCUCCCCACUGGCAUUUUAAUGCCAAUGAACACGGCUACCUGCUACAGCCACAAGGUGGAGUUAACUUCAUCAGAACGUUCAAGAAACAAGCAGAAGAUCAAGCAGUUAACCUCCCACCAAACUUGGAUGAGCUUGUGCAAAAUGCCACCUACGUGCAAUCUCCGGACAACCUUGUAUGGCAGUACUUCUACAACCUCAAAGGGUCAGCAGAAUAUCCUUUUCCAGGAGGAGUCUUCCAGUGGGCUCGCUACCGCAUAAAUGGCACUGGGCUAAAUGAAACAGAAAAAAUCUUUAGCGAGUCGCUGAACAAGCAUGAAAAUACCCUUACCUUAGCAACUCUCAGGAUAUUCAGCAAUGGACUGGGGCAGCCGCAUUUCCACUUCAACGCUAAUGAGAUGGGUUAUGUCAUUAGCGGCUGCGGACAGGUUGGAGUUAUUCUCUCUGGAGUCACCUCCAACUUCAACAUUGGCAUUGGAGAUGUCAUAUUUUUCCCCGUUGGAACCCAACAUUACAUCAAGAGUGUAUGUGAUGAGGAUUUGUUUUUGAUUCUGGCUUACAGUACAGGAAACCAGCUGGAAACGCUUCGCAUGAAUGACUACUUCCACGGAACAGCAGAUCAUAUCCUCGCUCAGCUUUUUUUCAAGGAACAGGCCGAGUUCAAGAAGUUCCCCAAGGCUGCCAAAAAAUGA
Charadrius vociferus (killdeer) is the source of this 1086-nucleotide messenger RNA. RefSeq lists its product as uncharacterized. Bases 1 to 1086 code for a protein of 361 amino acids. Gene Ontology annotation, biological process: activation of protein kinase B activity. The transcript is spliced from 8 exons. Gene Ontology annotation, cellular component: Golgi apparatus; plasma membrane. NCBI's taxonomy places the organism in Eukaryota, Metazoa, Chordata, Aves, Charadriiformes, Charadriidae. The record is from RefSeq and is a predicted model, not a curated record.